Spodoptera exigua (beet armyworm) is the source of this 2193-nucleotide messenger RNA. The record is from the annotation of a GenBank genome assembly. NCBI's taxonomy places the organism in Eukaryota, Metazoa, Arthropoda, Insecta, Lepidoptera, Noctuidae.
CAAGAAUCACGUAAACAGCGGCCAGGAACGCAUUUUCACAUACCUUCAGGAUCCGGUUGUUGCCACAUGUAUUUAUUUGAACAAGCUAUUGCGUAAGAGCAUGUGCGAGUUUACGUCCCAAUCGCGUACGACGUCGUAUCCGUGACGUAAUGGCGCAUGCCGGGCCCUCUAAAUUAAACAAUCGGUUUUUUGCACCCUUUAUCACGGGAGCGCCGACCGGCCACAUAAAAGCCGUGGAAAUCCGUUCAGGACACACAUUACACGUAACGCGGCGAACUGAACGUAUCCGCUCGCGAGAUCGUCCUGAACUCGACUCGAACACGACGUCCGUUAAUCACAUAAAUUAAAUACAAUAAACAGAAUACGCACGUGUAUUACACCUGUUCCAAAUUUAAAAUUGUGAAGUGACAGUGAACUUUUUUUUCAUAAGUGACAGUUGUUGUGACAGUUUAUGCCAAAGAUUUUAUUUUUAUUAUGAUCUGUGAUAAAUCGAUUAAUAUAAAAAUGAUCGAUAUGUGCACUUGUUGCUGCAACGGAUGUUCCUCAAGGAGACAAGGAUAUACUUUAAGAUAUAGUUUUCCCAAAAAGCUUUUGGUAGCUACAACAGUACUAGUAGUAAUAGCAAUGAUUGUGAUGCCAUCCGAAGCGCGGACGUUGGAACACAAAAUUAGGCAUGAGAGGCGGCAGCAUGAGGCGUUAGCACCAACCAAAGACUUGAGGAUGAAGCCAGACAGCCGCGUGAUGGAGCACAGGAGACGGCCGCAUAGGAAGCAAACCGUCCUGCCUCAAACCAAAGACACAGAGUUAAUGCGACUACAGAAAAACGUCCAAUCAGAUCGCUUCAAAACUGCAACGAAAAAGAUAACAAAAAAAUUAAAGAACACGAGGAGGUUCUUCAACGAGGAGCGAAGAGUCCUCAACGAGACGCGGGAGUACAGGGACGGCAUGCCCGACUGGCUGCCCACCAUCAACUUCGUUGGUAUUCACUUCUACAACUACAAAAAACGUGGCGCGACCAUCUCUGAACGCAAAUUUGCGUACCUGAUGCCAAAACUUUACAAAUCCCUUGUAGAGUACCAAGAAAUCUUCAAACUGCUCAUCAAAGUAGAAGUUGAAUUCGCCGACGAUCCUUUCUGCUCGUACAACAAGACCCGCCACGAACUAAUAGGAAAAACUCUUCAGAGAUUAUACAGUACUAUAGCCGAAGUCAGGGAGAAUAUGGUGUCUGUUGAUAUACCAGUGCCUCAAGUUAGCAAAAACAAGAACUUACAAGUUUUAGAAAUGAAGGUUGAUGCGCCUCAGUGCUUGAAGAACGACUACAUUGCGUUCAGAGCGUACGGCAACCUUCUCAACAACUGGUACUUCGAAUUCAGGUGUCCCCGGGGCAAGAAAGUCAUCACGAAUAACAGCAGAUGCGCCGCCUACGAGGCCAAACUAAAAGAAAAGAAAGAUAAAAGAAAUAAGAACACUGAAAGAUGAACGAAUUAGUUGAUUGUUGUGACUUAAAAUAAUAUUCGCUUCGACUAAUUAUUUAUUUAAAUUACAAUUGAUGUAGUCCCUGUUGUACUUAUUUAUUGGUAGGUCCGCAAGCGCACGCUCUCUAACACGCCAGUCGUUGGUCGUAUUCGAAGUGCUUGACGAAACAUUGUAUUGUUGAUUAAGUAUUGGGUACUUUCUCUGUGAUAUUUAGUAUUCUGUAGAUAUUAAUCAUUAAUUUAUUGAAAGUUUUUAGUUUGUAAGCCUUUCUGUUCAGUUCCUUUGUACUUAACUGUUAUAUUAUUUUCUGUUUCACGUUACGACGAAACUUUAUUAAUAUUAAGUUGAUCUUAAUUUAUUGGAAUUUAACCGUCAGUAUUUAUUUAAUUUAUACUAAUAAUCUCUAUAUUUCUAUGCUGAAAUAGAAUCUGAUUUCUAUGCUGUGUAUUAACUGAAAUUGACUUAAUAUUUCUCUUUUUAUAUCUCGAGUAUUAUUAGCAGGCAAAACAUGCCGUUUUAGCCAAGAAAGACUUUUAGCCUUAUAUAGUAAGUUGCUUAUUUAUGUAAUGAGUAAGUUAUACAUAAGUUUGUAUAGAAAUGUGCCGUUAGAUGUUAGUGAAUUAAUGAACUGAAUACCAUGUGAAUAUUACCUAUGUUUUAUAUACGAAUUGCAUAAUUUUCCAAUGCAAAUUUUUGUUACUAAAUGUCAAAUAUAAG